AAUCAUAUCACAUUUGUAGGAAAAUAGAUUGACACCAAUAAAUUAUAUUGCGAUGGCGAAACUAUUCUAUUUUACUUUAACAUUUUUAACUUGUUUCUUGGAUGUCUACAUCGCAACGGAAUCUGAUACAUCAGCACAUGUUCAUGAACUUAUUUUUGACGAAAUAAAUAAUAUUAAAAGAAAAGUGUGGAUAGAUUUAUCUGCUGAGAUAAAAUCAUUGGCUGCUAAAUUUGACGAAUUCAAAUUUGAUAAGACAACAUGUGAAUGUCAUUUAAAUUCGAAUAGCAUUGAUCGAAGAAAAGAUGAUUAUGUUAAACUUUCGGAUUAUAUUACUUUAGUCAAAGGCUUCAAUGACGAAAAAGUUAUCUCGAGAGGUCGAGAACAGCAACUACAAAAAUCACUGAUACAAAUACUAGCGCUUGAAAACGAACUCAAACUUCUUAAACAAGAAAACUCUGAACUACGACAAGGAUUUAACGUGACGUCACAAAAAUUAAUUAAUGUCACAAAGAAACUGGAGAAUACAUUUUCUUCAGUAGAAGACUUGGUUACUUCUAAAAAUGAUAUAAAAGAGGACAUUACUUUGUUAAAUAGAUCAUGUUAUGAUUUAAAUGAGAAUGUUGACUCUGAUUUUCUGGCGCCAUCAUUUGUUAGUGAAUGGAUGUUAAUGAGGGCCCAAGACCAAGACUACGUUCAGCGUAUUGUUCCUCAUGGUUUAGGGGUCCUGCCAUAUAAAGUGGAAGUUCAGAUUCGACCUACAUCAGGGUCAAACGCAGGUUGGAUAUUCCAUGGAGAUCCUGCUUUUCAGAGCGACGAUGACUAUGGCAAAACAUAUGGUGGAAUUGUAUAUUUAUAUAACGAAACGCAUGUCAUUCUUGUUGCGCCAAACAAAAGCAAUAAUCAAAAUGCAGGCGUUAUUAUCAACACCGGCGAAGCAAAUUUUAAGCGAACAGGGAAUAAUCACCAAACGGAAAUCGAAGCUUUUGUGCGAUGUAAAGUUUGGGCACCGUCGGAUUUUCCAGAACCCGAUUUCAAAACUGACUGGUUACCGCUGGACAUACAAAAUAGCAGUUUAUCUUUCUAUGAGCUUGAACACAAAUUAUCAGGGUAUCCACGGUUCAUUAAUGUUCAAAUUCGCUGUAAUGGAUCUAAUUAUAACGUUGUAUCUGAGGGUCUUGGCGCAACAAUGAUGCAUCGUAAGUACUCCAAUACCGGAGGCGUUGUGUAUGCAUUUAGCGAUUCAGACGUUCGCCUUUGGUCGGGAUAUUUAGAGUCAUUAUCUGACAAUGGACACUACAGACUCAUAGGAUGGAGUGACGGUUGGGGUACAGGACCAAUAAAUGGUAUAAAUAUCAGAAAGGGGGAGUUUAGAAUUAUUUCGUGGGGUAUAAAGGUAACGCCUAUAGCAAAGAUUGACUCUGAGGUUAUGUUUGAACCAAACAUAGAAUUUCCGGAAUGGUCUGCUUUUGAACAUAUUUCCACGGAUAAUGAUUUAUUGUCAUUCUACGUUGAGGCUACUGAUGGAGUAAAUAAAGGGUACCGAUUCAGAGGGUAUGGUAAUUCCCAGUCAAUUGAUUCCCCAUUUGGAGGUAUUGUUUAUGCCUUUAAUUCAGCGGGUGAUUUUCGGACAUGGCGGCCAAAUGCAACUUCCGGUGGAUUUCUUAUACAUAUACACUCACCAUAUGGAAAUGGGACAAAUGUGCAAGCCUCAAAUGCUGGACAAUAUGUUAGCACUCUAAUUAAAACAUUUCGACCAUUGUCUAGGCAUUAAGAUAUAUACUUGUAGUCUAUAAUGUUACAAAAUCAUUGUUAAUUAUAACAAACAUUUAGUGAAACUAAAUAUUUGGGGAUGCUUGGAAUAGAAAGAACCGUAUAUAAAGUAAUUAUUUAAAUUAAAUGAAUUAAUUCAUUGUUCACUUAUAAAAUAAAGUUAUUAAUAAAAUAAAUAAAUAC
Messenger RNA from Ruditapes philippinarum (Manila clam), 1953 nucleotides. RefSeq lists its product as uncharacterized. Bases 53 to 1771 code for a protein of 572 amino acids. Lineage: Eukaryota; Metazoa; Mollusca; Bivalvia; Venerida; Veneridae. The record is from RefSeq and is a predicted model, not a curated record. The transcript has a single exon.